Phascolarctos cinereus (koala) is the source of this 2879-nucleotide messenger RNA. RefSeq names its product Wnt family member 16 (gene WNT16). Gene Ontology annotation, biological process: canonical Wnt signaling pathway; multicellular organism development; neuron differentiation. Gene Ontology annotation, cellular component: extracellular region. The record is from RefSeq and is a predicted model, not a curated record. NCBI's taxonomy places the organism in Eukaryota, Metazoa, Chordata, Mammalia, Diprotodontia, Phascolarctidae. Gene Ontology annotation, molecular function: cytokine activity; frizzled binding.
GAUCAAACAAGUUUCUCACCUUGGGAAGCAAGGGACGCUUCCCUAUACUCUGCACGGCCCCUCCUUCCAGCGAAGGAGGAGAGUCCCAAGCCACUUUCUCCGCACCCUCAGACUACUCCCCUUCGAGAGAGGGAAGAGAGGAUAGAAAGCGGCAGUGCCUAAUUUCAUGCUGGGGGUAAAGGGGAGAGUGACAGUUUUGUCGUUCUGGGCUGAGCUUGUGGGGCUCACAGGCAAGGGGAGGGUGAGCGGACCGUGACUGAGCCCCGGGGACUCGAUGUGGUGGCCAUGGACAGAGCGGCUUUCCCGGGACUGCCUCGCCUCUGCGCCCUGUGGGCAACUCUGCUCGCCCUGUUCCCCUGCGGCGUUCACGGGAACUGGAUGUGGCUGGGCAUUGCCUCCUUUGGGGUCCCAGAGAAGCUAGGUUGCGCCAACUUGCCUCUGAGCGGCCGUCAGAAAGAAUUGUGCAAAAGGAAACCUUAUCUGCUGCCCAGCAUCCGAGAAGGGGCACGACUGGGCAUCCAAGAGUGCAAAAGCCAGUUCAAACAUGAGCGGUGGAACUGCCAGGUGUUCUCGCCCGCUGCCUCUGCCCCCGCCGCCUCCGCGCCCCCAGCUGCCUCGCCAGGAGCCGCCCCUCUCUUCGGUUACGAACUGAGUAGCGGCACCAAAGAAACAGCAUUUAUCUAUGCGGUGAUGGCAGCAGGUCUGGUGCAUUCUGUGACAAGAUCAUGCAGUGCAGGGAACAUGACGGAGUGCUCCUGUGACACCAACUUGCAAAAUGGUGGCUCAGCUACUGAAGGCUGGCAUUGGGGUGGCUGCUCUGAUGACAUCCAGUAUGGCAUGUGGUUUAGUAGAAAGUUCUUGGACGUCCCUACCAAAAACACCACUGGAAAAGAUGGGAAACUGUUAGCAAUGAAUCUACAUAAUAACGAAGCUGGGAGGCAGGCAGUAGCCAAGUUGAUGUCAGUCGACUGCCGCUGCCAUGGAGUUUCGGGUUCCUGUGCUGUGAAAACUUGCUGGAAAUCCAUGUCUCCCUUUGAGAAGAUUGGUCAUUUUCUAAAAGAUAAGUAUGAAAACAGUGUGCAGGUCUCGGAUAAAAUGAAAAGGAAGAUGCGCAGGAGAGAAAAAGACCAGAGAAAGAUAUCAGUGCGCAAGGAUGAUCUUCUCUACCUUAACAAAUCGCCCAACUACUGCGUGGAGGCGAAAUUGGGCAUCCCUGGGACGCAGGGCAGAGAGUGCAACCGUACUUCGGAAGGAGCAGACGGGUGUAACCUCCUCUGCUGUGGGAGAGGUUACAACACCCACGUAGUCAGACACGUGGAGAGGUGCGAAUGCAAAUUUAUCUGGUGCUGUUAUGUUCGCUGCAGGAGGUGUGAAAGCAUGACUGAUGUCCACACCUGCAAAUAACCUGGGCUCCAUCUAGCAUCACCCAAAGCUCUGGGUGAUACACAACCAAAAUAUAACAGACUUAGUAUAUAUUUCUGAAAGGGAAACGUUAGUGAAGUUUAAUCAGCUCCGCCACCAUGUCUGGAUUUUAGUCUCUACUAUUUUCUUCUAAUUAAAAGCAAGUUCACACUUCCUUGACGUGGAUUUCCCUGAAAUUCCAAAGGUUUGAUUCAACAAACAUAUAUUAAACCCCUGCCCUGUGCAAAUGUAUGUUGAGGUUCAUCUGUCUUUGUUUAGAUGCCUUUUGGGUAGGGGACAACGACCAAGAAAAAAGUGGUGAAGAGACUCUCCAAGGAGAAACAAGUCCAUGGAGAUGUCAGUUCAUGAUGAGACACUUGACCCAUAAUUGCCAUAAUUUGCUUAAAUGUGAACUUGGUCAAGCAGAUGUAGUAACUAUUUUUAAAAAGAAUAUUGCUUACAGCAACAAAGCACUUAAGCAAGGAUGUUAUCACAUGUCAGUAUUUUUGAAGAAGGCUUUACGAAGAGUUCCUAGAAAACGAAACUAUAAAAUAUGUUCACAGAAGCAGCGUAAAUGCAUUUACCCUUUCAUCUACUUAAGAAGGCCAAAUUACCAAAAGUAUUAGGGAAAGAUAGACUAUCUCUUAAAAUAUGGUGCCCAUUAAAUAUAGCUGGUAUCAAAGGGAAAUAGAAAUCUAUUUUUAAAAAAGGUAUAAAGUUUGAAUUUUAGUGUAUCUUUGUAGUCAAAAUACAUGGAUUAUAAAAAAAAAUCAAUAAACAUCCUAAUAACUGGCCAUUAGACACAGAAAUUAAUAGACUAAUACAAAUUGCUUAAGCUAUGUGAUUUUGUUGAGGAAAAAAAAUCCAUGAAAGUGUUACAAACCUGUGAAGAAAAAAGUUUAUUGGAUGUUAAAGUAUUUUGAAAUGUAUGGAAUGACACUGUUUAAAUAUGUAAAGACAGUAUUUUGUAUAGUAUUUUGAUAAGAAAAUUUUAUAUUUUGUAAAUAUAGUAUUUAAGUUAUACGAAAUAUAUGAAAUGCUUAAAUCAUGUUCUUUUUAAGAACUCAGAACUAAGGCAAUAAGAGCAUCUUUGAAAUCAUUGCUUUUAUACAGUCUCAUAGUAGAAAUCCUCAACUUGUUUGCUUAUGUACACUAAGAAAGUUAUCUGAACAGUUACAUCGAUGGUUUAAUUCUUACCAGAAAGGCAGUUUUGUGUUACAGAUUGUUUAUAAGUUGUUGAGAAAGUCUAUCACCUGAAUGGUCAACAUGAGGUUCUUUUUCACACACCCACACCCACAAUUUUUAAUUGUUGAAUAAAUGGAGACUAUUAAAAUAACAUCUAUUUUAGUCAUCUGAAAAAGAAACCUAAAAAUGGCAGUACAAGGACAAUUUUGUGCAUCCAUCAUUGUGUCAUAUUUACUGUAUUGUAUAUAAGACUAGGUUUCAUUACUUAAAUUUUGUUAAUUUUCCUACAUUCU